UCAUCCAUAAGUGAUGUCUUGUUUUGUGGCCAUAAAUAACGUGCAAAACAUGUCGUUAGAAGAGCGGACUCUCGUCGUCCGCGGAUUUGACGAUCGCGUCACUCGGGAUCUGUUGCGGGAACUCUUCGUUCAGGCCGGACCCGUGGUGAAUGUGGUCUUAAGGACGGACUUCGCGUUCAUUGAGUUCGAGCACAAGAUAUCUGUGGCGUACGCGCUGGCCCUCUUGAGUGACAUUUCUCUUUACCGCAAACCCUUGUGUAUAGAACCCAAACUCAGAUACGACAACAGUUAUUACCAAUUCGUGGACGCAAUCAAACAAUUCAAUCAAGUAAUGUAUCAAAACCCGGACUUCUUCUGCCAAUUCAUGCCCAAUCCUCCCAACACUUCCCGACCGACGCCUCCGACACACCAUCGCUCACACGAGUCGCAGAACCAUCGCUCGCAUAAUCAAUACAAUCAACGCUCACAGUAUGACAACAAUUAUCGGUCCCAUAAUCACCAACAAAACCAUCGCUCAUAUGAGGGAAACAAUUAUCACUCAAACCAAUCCCGAUAUGAGGACCGACGGUAUGACGAGCGCCGAUACGACAGAAGCUAUGAUUCGGGCAGACAUUGGCGACGAUAACAGAAAAUUUGGAUUUAUUUAAAACUUUAAAAC
Medioppia subpectinata is the source of this 658-nucleotide messenger RNA. Lineage: Eukaryota; Metazoa; Arthropoda; Arachnida; Sarcoptiformes; Oppiidae. The record is from the annotation of a GenBank genome assembly.